AUGCAUGAGGGCGACGGACAUGCAGGCCAACAAAUGCAUGGCCAUGAGUGCGACAGCCAUGCCGUGCACCAUGCGCAUUGCCAUGAGCAUGAAGGACACACCGCGCACGAGGCCCAUGGCCAUGAGCACGGAGAUCACCGCGCGCACGAUGCGCAAAGCCAUGAACAUCAGGGCCACAGCACACAUGGCCAUGAGCAUGGAGGUCACCACUGCGAAGAUCCUGGUCACGAACAUCACAGUCAUGGCCACCAGCAUCAUGGACACGGGCACGAGACCACAGGCAUGAAGAGUAGUGAAGGCCAUUCUCACGGCCAUGAACAUCACAAUGCUCAUCACCAUGGCCACGAGCAUCAAGGGCAUCACCACGGGCAUGAUCACAGCAGAGGCGAGUGCGACGGGCAUAGCCACUCAGACGAUGACAGUGAUAGUGAGGAAGAUUGCAGCUGCGGGCAUGAUCAUGGCCACCACGGGCACCAUGACCACCAUGCGCACCAUGGGCAUGGGGAGGCCAGCCCUACCCUUCUAUCUGCCCAGAGUCGCUCUCGCCGCCUCAAGGAGGGAGAUAAGAAGGUGAGCAUCACUCUUCCGACCUCCAGCUUCGGCUCACCUGCCAAAAAAAUUCCCUCUGCCCGACCGGUGAGGAGGAGCGCCACCACAAGUUCCUGGAUGUCUGUUUUCAGCGUGCAGAAGUCCAGGAGCCGCUUCACAGUUCUUCAGAAAGAGGUGUGCUCCGCUUGCUGCGGUCAUGGAUCCAGUGCCCGGUGUGCUGUGGCUGGCUGCAGGCCUCAUGAGAUGGUCAAGACCAAGUUCAGCAUUCGAAACAUUUGUUGUGAUUCGGAGGUGAAGCUAAUCAAGCGCAUUGUCGAGACCAUGAAGGGUGUUGAGAGCGUGUCCACAAAUCCCUUCACAAAGCUUACAGUGGUGGUUCACUGCCCAGUGCAAUGCUGCACAGCACCCGAAGUCAUCUUGGAUAAGCUGAACGGUGCGGGCUUGGGAGCUGCUUUACUGGGCCAGAAUGAGGAAGAUGGCGAUACCGAGAUCAAUCUGAUACAGUGGUGCUGGGACCAUCUCCGACAUUUCUCCUUUGUACUUUCCUUGUUGCUUUUGAUCACCGGUGUUCUGCUGAUUGCGCACGACAUCCAGAUUGGAGGCGAAAUCUGUGAAUUUGCAGCCUUGGCCCUUGGCCUUCCCUUCAUCAUCUUUGAAGCUGUGGUCACUAUCUCGAAAUGCCAGAUAGAUAUGGCGGCCCUGGUAAUCAUCGCAGCAGGAGGUGCUCUUGCUCAAGAGGAAGCGGCAGACGCCGCCCUAGUAGUGGUGCUAUUCAACCUCGCAAGGGUUUUGGAAGCUACUGCAAUGAGUCGCGUCUCCAGGGCUCUGCGCGCAGUAAUGCAGCUGCAGGCCAUCCGGAUGGUGUCCUUAGUGGAUGGAACGACCGUGGCGAUUCCUGAUUUGCAGGAGGGCGAUGUCAUUACUCUCAGGCCUGGAGAGGAGUGCCCAGCAGAUGGCACGGUCACCCGAGGAUCCGCAUCCUGUUCAGAGGCAGCUCUCACUGGUGAAGCAAGGCCUGUGGAGAAGAUUAAGGAGAGCCGUAUGUCUUCGGGGACCGUCAUAUUGAAUGGUUACGUGGAAGUCACAUUGACGAAGGCUGGCUCUGAGUCAACGCUCUCCAUGAUCGAGUCCCAGGUCCAAGAGGCCCAGAUGAGGCGAACUGCAAAACAGCUCCUCAUUGCAAGGUUUGCGAGCAUUUGGACACCCACGGUGCUGGUGUUGGUGCUUGUGGUGUGCACCCUUGUGCCAUACGUUUCCGAUGGUGACUAUGAAAAAUGGAGGGAGCGUGGUCUCGUCAUUCUGCUCACAGCUUGCCCUUGCGCAAUUGUUAUUGGCGCACCCCUUGCCACAACUUGCGCAGUUGCUGCUGCAGCUACCCGCGGUGUGUUCAUUAAGCAGCCUGAGACAGUGGAGCAGCUUCCCUCCAUCGUGUCUGUUGGCCUGGACAAGACGGGUACGUUGACAACCGGGGAGUUCGGCGUGCGUGCACAGGAGACGUUUGAGAAGAUGCAUGACCUUGCCGUGGAACCUCUCAACCUGGCAGCUGCCUUGGAGAUGAAAUCUGCGCAUCCGAUUGCUGCAGCUAUUGUGUCUAAGGCAGUGGGCUGCGUAGGAGAGGCAUACGAACAGGACGCCCUUCCCGCGGUCAAGAAGUUCCGCAUCGUAGAAGGUGUUGGCAUCAAAGGUGAAGUUAAGGCAGGCAACACCUUCGUGACAGUGCAUGUGGGGAACAAGCGCGUCCUCGAUGCAGUGAAUGCAGAUCCUACACAGCAGGCCAAGUUCACGCGAUUCCAGGACAGUCAUCCAGAUGAUACUGUGGUGGCUGUGAUGAUCAAAGGAAGGCUGGCCCUGGGCCUUGCUUUGAAUGACACAGUCCGCCGGGAUGCUGCAUGCAUGGUUGAGGAGUUGCACCGGAUGGGCUGUGAGGCCCGUAUUCUGACUGGGGAUGCAGCAUCGGCAGGAAGGAGCGUGGCUGCGACAGUCGGCAUCGACCCAACAAUCUGUCAAUUCUCCAUGCACCCAGAGGAAAAGCAGCAGUGGGUUCAGAAGGAGGAGAAUUCCAAGAGGCCAACGCUCAUGCUGGGCGAUGGCAUUAAUGAUGCCACAGCCCUUGCAACCGCAACUGUUGGAGCGGCCAUGGGAGAGACAAGCGCGGCAUUGGCUGCUAAAUCAGCAAACAUGGUAAUGAUGACAGACAGACUUAUACGUCUGCCUCAGUGCAUCCGUCUUUGCCGUUAUGCACUUUGGAUUCAGCGGAUCAAUUUGUUAAUUCCCUGCCUUGUCAAGAUUGUCGAGGUAGGCUUUGCCCUAGCAGGGCAUCUCAAGCUGUGGAUGGCCAUCGUCUGCGAUUUGGGGACCUUGCUCUUGGUGUUGUUGCUUGGGGUGACCAUUCUGUCUCGUCGAUUUUGGACGGAGGACACCACGGAAUACGACGAAAUCGAGAGUAACGCGUCCACAGGAUCCGAUCCCAGCUCUAGCCACCGUGUGUGA
This is a messenger RNA of Symbiodinium pilosum, 3039 nucleotides long. The record is from the annotation of a GenBank genome assembly. NCBI's taxonomy places the organism in Eukaryota, Dinophyceae, Suessiales, Symbiodiniaceae.